AUGUGCCUCGGUAUCUUGCUCUCAGUGCUUAGUGUUGCCUCUCUGGUCACUGGCCAGACUGCCAGAACAAUCACAUUCACGAAUCAGUGCACCGGUGAUGUCUGGCUCCAACCUACGAGCGGAGCUGCGGGAACUUGCUCUUCCGGAUGUCCUGGAGGGUCCACCUGUGCUGGGGACGGCAACCCUAAUUGCUACUGGAACAACCCCACCCCGAACACAGGGAGUUUCCGUGUCCCCAAGGGAAGCAGCAGUGUAAUUACUUAUCCGUAUUAUGCUGGUGUCAACACCGCCUGGAACGGGAACUUCGCUUUCUGCCAGGAUGGUACGACAUGUCAGCAAACUCUAGCAAAUUGUGAUGCUCACGGUUGCGGCACCACCGGUCCCUAUGCCCUUGCUGAGUUCAACCUCGCUGUGACUGGCUCUGACUUCUACGAUGUUUCCAUCAUCUCUGGUGUCGCAGUACCUGUCUCCAUCACGCCCGAGGUUGUUGAUUCGACGAAUACGGUUUCUGGCAACCCAUACACUUGUGGCAACCCUGGCAGCCCGAAUCCUGAUACUUCUGGUUUGGGCGUCAGCUCCUGGAACAUGGCGCCCCCCUCCAGCGUCUACCAAUGGGUGACCUCACCCUCGCUCACCAGCCCUCAGGGCUGCACAAGCAAUACCAAUUGCCCCUCUGGCCAGGUGUGCGGUGUAAUCAACCAGAAUGGCCAGCUAGAGGAAGUAUGCGGCUACCUCUCGGGUUACUGGAGCGAGGGUGCCAUAUGUGGCAGCAGCAUCCCCACUAGUCUCUUCAACUGUGCUCAGAGCGUGACGAAUGGACCUUACACCACGACCAUAAGCGCAUUGCAAGGUUGCGGCGGCACGAGCGGCUCCUGCUACAGCGGCGGGGCGGACCAGUACUGCUGCGGUUGCACAAAUUGGAACACACUUCUCGGCACACAAUACGUCCCUUCCUCCACCGCCCAAUGUGUGAAUAUGAACCCAACGUGGCAAACGGACAUCCUCCCCACGCUCGAAUUCCUCAAAAAGGGAUGCCCAAACUGCUAUACGUUCCCGUAUGACGACUUCAGCUCGACGUUCACCUGCACUAAGAGCUACGGCAACUUCAACAUCCAGAACUACACUGUCACUCUCUGCCCUAACGGUGUCUCCUGGGGUGGGGUGGGAGGUGGGACCCCUCCUCCACCUCCGACAACAACGAUGACCUCCCCCAGCUCGGGCCCUACCGGGACGUGCUCAGGCGCAAACUUUGAUUCCGGGACCCAGGUGUGCGACAAUGGUCACAUAUGUCCUUCCGGCCAGUACUUCUGCGGCGGCGCCUGUUAUGCGCCUACCUCCCAGUGCUGCAGCAAUAAUGCACUCUCCAGCACAUCUAGUGAGUGUGCUUGCUCCGGACAAGCAUAUGAUGCCGCCACGUAUAUCUGUGACGUGGGCACGCUCUGCCCUAAGGGGGAUUACGCAUGCGGAGGAGCAUGUUAUUCUACUGCUUUGUAUGGAUGUUGUGAUGGAGCACUUACGGCGGCUGGACAGGGAUGUUGAGGGGAUUCUGGAGAGGAAAGGGAGUUUGGUAGUACACUUGCGGAACGUUUUUGAAGUAAAAGAUCCGGUUGA
Molecule: messenger RNA, 1611 nt
Organism: Dacryopinax primogenitus
Lineage: Eukaryota; Fungi; Basidiomycota; Dacrymycetes; Dacrymycetales; Dacrymycetaceae
Product: Osmotin thaumatin-like protein
Exons: 8
Coding region: 1-1539 (512 amino acids)
Molecular function (GO): carbohydrate binding
Source: RefSeq, a predicted model, not a curated record